GUCGGCGCGGAGCAAGGGGCUGGUGCUGCCUUCUUGAUCUUCGCAACGGUGAUGGUCCAGAUCUUCUCCUCGUGCUACAGUGGGAAUUCUUCUCCGCCUUCCGGAGACUCCCGGCCACCAACGGGUGUGGAUCUUCUCCCGCAUGUCCUUCACGAAGCCAUGUGCGAGAUGCUGUCGGCCUCAGACUGCCUCUCCUACCGCUCGUCGUGUCGAAUCUGCAGAUCUGUCGUCGGACCGGCCUUCGUCACGCGGCGCAUUCAUCGGUGGCUCGAAAGCAACCGCCUCACAGACAUCUUCGCCAUCGAGCCCUCACCAUCUGGAGCAGUAUCGUCGCUGUAUGACCUCUUGGCGAUGGUUGGUCUGACGGCGUCUGGCGAGGUGCGGUACUUGCGCUAUCUGCUGGGGCUUCUAACCGCACUCGAGUGCAGCGGAGACUGGGACGGUUGGGUCUGGCGGCUCCAUGUAAUGAAGCACUUCGGCACUCUCUACCCCAUCCCGCAUCCAAACCGCCCCAUUGUGCUGAAGCCAGCCCACGUUCGACAGGCGUUCUGCAUAUCGCGUCGCUACUCGCUGCCGGACAGCGUGCGGCAGUACCUGCUGUUUGGGCAGUUCCUGAUGGACGCAUCAGGUAUCGACUUGUCUGUCGAGCCGGACCACAACGGGAGUGGCUGGCUUGGGGCUAGAUGGGCGCCGCUUCAGUGGUACAUGCUUAGGUGGUCGUGCGAAAGCGUCUGUCUGGCCGGUGGUCCCUUCGGCUGCACCUACGAUGAGAACGACCCUGUGUGCACUGGUAUGUCGAAAGGGGGGAGGGGAUAAGGAGCAAGAGUCCACUCCGCCCUCUGUCUCCAUGCCGCAUGCAGUGUACGAUCGGACGGGUGAUUAUCCAUCGUGGAGUGACUGUUCCUGUUCCUCCUUCAGAGAUGCUGUCUGCUCCCGGUCAGGGCGUCUGAACUGCCAUGCCAGUCCAGCCAGACAGAUCUCGUUCUCUCUCUCUCUGUCUGUCUGUCUGUCUGUCUGCCUGCAGGAUUGGUAAUUUGGUCACCAUCCUCGUUCGUAACGUGGCCGUCACACGGGCCUCUGCGGCAGGUCAUCCCCACGUGCGCGACCGAAUCCACCACUUGACCGCCCAAUCGCCGCCGGUAUUUGGUCGACACACAGUGACCACAGUCGCCGAGGGAGUCCCCGACACACACAAUCUCGAGCGCACCGUCUACCUCUGCGGCGACGAGCCACACGACACAUUCGUGGCUUACGUGACCUUUCAUGUCUAUGGCGGGGCCUCGACGGCAAGCGUCCUCCUGCACACCACCGAGCGUCCAGCUGCGAAGGCGGGUGGCGUUGUGGAGCGGUUCCCCAAGACAGUUGCUUUGGCGUAUCGUGUCAUGGGCAGGGCUGAUGUGGAGAUACUCCUCGGCUGCCUGUGAGUAGUGAGUGUAUGUCACUUCAUGAGGCAUUCGUGAGGGGCGUUUUAUUAAUCUUGGUACGUUAUUUGGACUUCAUGUGAGUUGAUCAAGUAGCUGUGUAGCACUUUUUAUGAUGGGAAGACUGCUCUGUGGACUGGCUCGUGUCGUUCGUGCAAGGUGGCCACACACAUACUCUUCAUUCGUGUGUCGGGACGGACUCGAAAUUGUCUACGACCAAGUGUGAAGGUCUGUCUUCAUAGCGGCACAGCUGAGAUGGAAGUCUGAGAGACAUGGCAUCCAUCCACUUUAG
Messenger RNA from Vitrella brassicaformis, 1713 nucleotides. The record is from the annotation of a GenBank genome assembly. Lineage: Eukaryota; Vitrellaceae.